Molecule: messenger RNA, 774 nt
Organism: Polychytrium aggregatum
Lineage: Eukaryota; Fungi; Chytridiomycota; Chytridiomycetes; Polychytriales
Exons: 2
Coding region: 1-774 (257 amino acids)
Molecular function (GO): protein binding
Source: RefSeq, a predicted model, not a curated record
AUGAGGCCGCUCCGUGUGGAGGCCAAGAGUCGGAGAGUCUUUGACCUUCUCGAAACUGCUGCAAACUCAAGCCAUCCAAUGGCCCAGUUCCAUCUGGCGAAAUGUUAUCAAAACGGCCACGGAGUCGACCAAGAUUCCACCAAGGCUGUCGAACUGUAUUGCAGUCUUGCGAACAGGGGUAUCCUUCAAGCUCAGAUCAGCCUUGGUCGAUGCUACGACAGCGGCCUUGGGGUCGAGCAGGACAGUACCGCAGCCUCCAAGUGGUAUUCCAAGGCUGCCCAUCAAGGGAACGGCGAUGGCUCACUCCAUCACCUCGUGGCCGUGUGUUUGAUCAACGGAUUCGGAACGGCAGCGAACGCAGAGAUGGCUGCGUGCAUCUUUGAGCAGCUUGCCAACGAAGGCCACAGCGACAGCCAAUAUUGGAUUGGCUGCUGCUUCCUCAACGGCUGGAGCAGACAGGAAAACCCUAAGAAGGCAUUCGAAUGUUUCAGCAAGUCUGCCGACCAAGGCAAUUCAUACGGACAAUGGAUGGUUGGAGACUGCUUCCGCUCUGGAUCCGGAGUCGCCAAGAACGACACCAAGGCAGCCGAGUGGUUCCGCAAGUCGGGCGAGCAGGGUAACCGAUACGGCGAGUACUCAAUCGGCAACUGCUACCACAAUGGCUGGGGUGUCGCCAAGAACAUCGACACAGCUCUUUUUUGGUAUCGCCAGUCCGCCGGCCAUGGUCACGGAGGUGCCAUCAACAGUCUCUUGGCUCUUGGCUCUUGGCCCUGA